Molecule: messenger RNA, 769 nt
Organism: Macadamia integrifolia
Lineage: Eukaryota; Viridiplantae; Streptophyta; Magnoliopsida; Proteales; Proteaceae
Product: 40S ribosomal protein S23
Exons: 4
Coding region: 151-579 (142 amino acids)
Biological process (GO): translation
Cellular component (GO): ribosome; cytosolic small ribosomal subunit
Molecular function (GO): structural constituent of ribosome
Source: RefSeq, a predicted model, not a curated record
AAACGGAUUGAGUGAGAUAGCUGUUUAGCCAUUUAUAUAUACGACGGAGUUCACUCUUAGGGUUAGGGUUUAUUCGGCGGAUCGCAAUCUUCUUCUUCUCAGAGCUACCGAGCUUUUGUUUCAGCCGAAGGAUCUCUCUACUGAGUCACCAUGGGUAAGACACGUGGUAUGGGAGCUGGUCGUAAGCUGAAGUCUCACCGUAGAAGGCAGAGGUGGGCUGACAAAUCUUACAAAAAAUCUCAUCUUGGAAAUGAAUGGAAGAAGCCAUUUGCUGGUUCUUCCCACGCCAAGGGCAUAGUACUUGAGAAGAUUGGUAUCGAGGCCAAGCAACCUAACUCUGCCAUCAGAAAAUGUGCUCGAGUUCAGUUGAUUAAGAAUGGGAAGAAGAUAGCAGCCUUUGUGCCCAAUGAUGGUUGCUUAAACUACAUUGAAGAGAAUGACGAGGUGUUGAUUGCAGGAUUCGGACGUAAAGGCCAUGCCGUCGGAGAUAUUCCUGGAGUCAGGUUCAAAGUUGUGAAGGUGUCUGGUGUGUCUCUUCUUGCCCUCUUUAAGGAGAAGAAGGAGAAGCCUAGGUCUUAGUUUAGCUGUGGGACUUGUAAUACCGCUUUUUUAAUGUUUUAUUGGAGGAGGAUGGUUUAGCUACCCUUCAGUUGAGGGGAAUUUUCGAACGGUUCAAUUACCGAUUUUGCAGUAUCCAGUGGCCUGAUUUUGGCAUCAACUUUCAGUUUUAUGUUUUCCUGAAGAUGGAUCUAAUUAGACUUGCUUUAUA